This is a messenger RNA of Choloepus didactylus (southern two-toed sloth), 5981 nucleotides long. RefSeq names its product ring finger protein 141 (gene RNF141). NCBI's taxonomy places the organism in Eukaryota, Metazoa, Chordata, Mammalia, Pilosa, Megalonychidae. Gene Ontology annotation, biological process: protein autoubiquitination. The coding region runs from base 328 to 1083 and encodes 251 amino acids. Gene Ontology annotation, molecular function: ubiquitin-protein transferase activity. The record is from RefSeq and is a predicted model, not a curated record. The transcript has 6 exons.
ACAGCUGCUCCAUGACCCUCAGGCUGGGAGUAGAAACACCAGCCAGGCCUCGACUGCUGAGCCGAGCGCCAGGGAUAAGCUAGGCCUGGUCCUUCCCCUUUAUCCAGGCCUCGGCUUGGAGCGCGGGGCCGGCUUGGGAGAUCCCUUCUCUGGGUGCACCAUCCCCAACCCGGCAGUUCCCAGCUGCUAGGGGUGAAGGUGGUUUAUCCCGCUUUGGGGGUGGCUCUGGGUUAUCAGGAGAGAGUUUUCCUUUCCCAAGUCCAGAACCGUCUUUUGAAUAUUGCCGCCGGCGCAGUCGGUCGGUCCCCGGACUUAGCUGUUGGUUAAAUGUUCAGAAACUGUGUGAAUGAAGCACCAUUCUUUCUGGAUUUUGAAAGACAUCAUUGCAUCAUGGGACAGCAAUUUUCAGAUCAGACACAACUGGUUCUUAACAAGUUACCAGAAAAAGUAGCAAAACAUGUCACAUUGGUCCGAGAAAGUGGCUCCUUAACUUAUGAAGAAUUUCUUGGGAGAGUAGCUGAACUUAAUGAUAUAACUGCUAAGGUGGCUUCUGGCCAGGAAAAACAUCUUCUCUUUGAGGUACAACCUGGGUCUGAUUCCUCUGCCUUUUGGAAAGUGGUUGUGCGGGUGGUCUGCACCAAGAUUAACAAAAGCAGUGGAAUUGUGGAAGCAUCACGGAUCAUGAAUUUGUACCAGUUUAUUCAGCUUUAUAAAGACAUCACAAGUCAAGCAGCAGGUGUAUUGGAACAAAGCUCCACCUCUGAAGACCCUGAUGAAAAUUCAUCAACUAUAGCAUCUUGUCAGGCCAGUCUUUGGAUGGGAAGGGUGAAACAGCUGACUGAUGAGGAGGAGUGUUGUAUCUGUAUGGAUGGUCGAACUGACCUCAUCCUGCCUUGUGCUCACAGCUUUUGUCAGAAGUGCAUUGAUAAAUGGAGUGAUCGACACAGGAAUUGCCCUAUCUGUCGCAUACAGAUGACUGGAACAAAUGAAUCUUGGGUGGUGUCAGAUGCACCCACUGAAGAUGACAUGGCUAACUAUAUUCUUAACAUGGCUGAUGAGGCAGGCCAGCCCCACAGGCCAUGACCUUGGGAUGAAAGUCUUCCAUUGUUAUUGUGGGCUACAAACACUUUGAUCAUGGGGGAAGAAUGCAGGGAUGUUGUGGCACAGACACAGGAAAAUCUUUUUUUCCCCACCCCAUAUUUUUGCUAUUCUGACAGUUUGUCCCAUUUCUUUUGAUAAACUUUCCAUGUCUUCCAUUUGUGAUACACUAAAAUUUGCUACCAUUCUAUGCCAUAUUUUCUUAUUAUUUAUUUGUUCUAAUGUGUAUUAGAACUAAUUUCUCUAUUGCUAAGAUAACAGCAACACAUUUCCAGAGGCUUCUGAAACACCAUUACUUUUUAGGGCAGAGUAUUCUGGAAUCUUUGUAGUUAGGUUCAUAAUAAACCUUGAAUGUUAAAAAGAUGUAGCCAACCAAAAGAUACAAUUUUAAAUGACUGAAAAUGUAGAUUGUGUCAAAGUGCAUGUUACUACUUAAAACUAGUCUUUCUGCUGGAAUCUAAGGAGUAGCUGUGCCUCCUUGUGGUUAAUUAUUGCUCCUUUAAUAAUUUUUACUUGAUUAAUAAUUAUUUUGUAAUUUUCAUAAUGUGUUUUGGAGUUACAUAUUUUUUAAUUAAAAGGCUUUUUUUUUUCCUUGUCAUGCGGUAAAAUUUGGGUGAGGACUAUGAAGUUGGGCAUGACCUUGCCCUGUAAAUGGACUUCUGCUGGGGAAUCUUGUUGGCUGUUUUGGAAAAGCUUUCCCACAACUGGGAAACUGUUCUAAAUGGUUUUUGAUAAUGCUCACACUUCUUGGAGUUUCAGAAGGAAAUUUGACAAGAGAACUCUCUCUUUUCUUAGAGAAGAAAUCCUAAAUUUUACAUUUCUGAAUUAUGAUAAAUCAUUCAAUAUUGGUUUAUGGUGCUUUUAUUUUCUUAACUUGAAGCCAUCUUUCUGAGGUUUUAAAGUCUUCAAAUUUCUUAGAUUAAGAUGGAAGAAAAUAGGAUGUAACUUUUUCACCAAAUGCACAUAAAACACCUCUAAAAAUUAGGAGAUAGUUUGGCUUUCUUACUGUUUCAUUGUACUUCCUUUGAAAUACUCUGAAAGAGUAUAGUAGUAAUUUAUGAUCUUCAGUAGCAUUGCAACCAUUUUUUUUUUUAAUUUGGCUUAUGAUGUAAAAUUUUUGUUUUAUAUUAAACACCAGCAUUUCAUCAUAUAGUAAAACUAAAACCUGACAUCUUCUUUAAAAAGUAUUUUAACAUUCCAGGAAAGUUUUCUGUCUAUGGUAAGUUGCAAAUAUUACUAUUUUCCUAAGUACCAAGUGGCAUAAUUUAAGUUGCCACUUAUUGACAUAAUUUUUAGGUACUAGGAUUUUAAUAGUAAUCCUAUUAAAUAGCAAAUAAAAUAAUCCAUUUCUAGGAAAAAUGUCUCACUGAGAAUAGCUUGAUUUUGUCCACAGAGUACUGGUGGCCUACUCUAUUGGCAUUCAUGGAUGGGAACAGCUAAAUACCAAAUAGCUAAAUACUUACCAUAGGAAUUGAUACAAGCAAGAAUACUGGGAGCUCUAUCAUUAUCAACCUAGUGAUGGGCUUGAUGGUUCUGUGACCUUGAGAAAGUCCCUUUCUGUUGUUUGUAGAUUUCUUUUUAUACUUGAUUUCAGCGGUAGAAACUUUUGUUUCCCCCCAAGUAAAAUCUUAUACACAACCUCUACAUACACACCCCCACCCCCUAUAUAAAAGUCAUAUUUUAUUAAUAUAAAUGACCUUGCUAUUAUAAUAACUAAAUAUUAUGCAGUCAACAAAUGAAAACACAUAAAACAUCAAUGAUCUCCAGUAUAUUAGAAUUUGGUGAAUGACACAUUUGUAUGAUUGGAGUUGUUUUUUAAAUUAAAAUUUUUUUUCAAAAUAUACUUUAACUGCAAGUCAAAUUUGCAGAGCCCCGAAACUCCUCCAUGGAUUCUUAGUAUUCCAUGGAAAAUAGAUGAUCUUCUGAGAUCUUUUCCAGCUCUAAGAUUUUAAAUUGUCCUUUUAUAUUGGACUUGCUGAGUUUAAUUCAGAUUGCCAGAUUUAAAAAUGUUUAUGAAAAUAAACAAAGUUGCUUUACAAAUGUUUGAAUCUUUCCAGGUAUAGCCAAUGAUUUUGUCCCUUAGAAUCCUUCACUUUUCAAGGAAUUAUUUAACAAUGAGCCCAGUGACUCGACAUUGCCGAAACCUUAUUUUACAAUAUGAGCUCCAAGACACUGACUGAUCUACUGUGAAAUAUAAAAUUUAGCCUUAUCAAUUAAAUGAACACACAGUUCUUUGCUCACUUCAUUAAACUGAGUGAUAAUUCUUUAAAUGUGAAUUUUAGGUGGGGUUUUCUGUAAUAACUAAUCCUAAAAGUUGUAAAUUUGUUUAAAGAAUGAAAUGUAUACUUUUUGUAUUCUUUACAGCUUUGUCUUUUUUAAAAUAUGAAGUACUUAAAUGCACUUAUGAUGAUAGGAAAUGUAAUGUGUGCCUUCUAGGAUUUGUGAAAUGGUUUCAUGAACUCUAAGUAAUUUGUUUUAUAAGUUAUAAAGUUUUCCUUAUCCUAACUCAAUAACAAAGGAUUUAUUUAUAUAAUAAUGCUAUAGAACUUUAGUUUGAGAAAAAUGAAUUUGACUAUGUACUGAAUUAGAGGUUGAGAUAAUAGUAUCUGUUUUAUUCUUAGGACAAACUAAUAAACUGUGCGAUAAAUAAUCUGUAGCAAGUAAGUUUUAGCUAAUUGAAGAGAUUUUUUUCUUAUCAUGUAAUUUCACAUUCUUACAUAUUAAAUGUUUAUAUUCCUUAGAGGACUAUUUUAUAUUGUGCUUUGGGGGUUUGUGAUGUUUGUGUGCUAUGUUUUAAAAUGCACUUCAAACUGGAUUCAAUUUCCUUAUGCCUAAUGCAAAUAUAGGUAAUAAGGAUGCUUGAGAAUACCUUUUUCUUCAGUGAUGUUUAACAUUGGAAAGUUGGGUCCAUUAAAAGGCAGAUGAAGAAUUUGAAUUGUAAUUUUGUUCUUCCUGAUUAAGUCAAACUUACUUUGUCUAUCCAGGAAUAAGAAAAUUACUUGGAGAUUGGGGAAACCAGCUAAUUAUCCACAUUUAUUAUGGCAACUCAAUGACAAUAUAAUAUAAGCAGUUGACAACAGACGUCAAACCAUUUGGUUUCAUAUCUUUUUACCCUAUUGAGCAGUAAAACUAAUAGCUAAAAUACUCCACCCUAUGGUAGUUUUCAUGGUUACCUUGUAAAAUCAUUUCAGAGAUACAAGAACAUAAUUUAGAGAGGCAUCUAAGAAUCUUCAUGCUGAGAAAGAAAAGACAUUUAUAAGAGGAAGUGGCAGUUUAUAUUUACUGAUGCACACCAUCAUAGGGAAGUAUGCAUUUUGGCAUCAAAAGACAUAAACAUCUCCUCAGAGAUAUAUUUUGAUAAUUGUGCAGCUGUUCAUAGUCUUACCCUGUCAUCCUCUAUUUUUCUAAAAAAUAGGUACUCAUUUCAGGUUGAGGGUGCAAGAAUUUCCUAAGGAACUAUUUGAUUACUUUUCUUUUUAAUACAGUUAGUUGUACUCAAUGAUCUUUAUAUUAGUUAUAGUUCAGCUGUAGAAUGUUUAAGUACAUCACCAAUAUAUCAGCUUCAGUUAUGUCUGCCAACCCAGACAAGUAAAGAGAAUGCCAGAGGGAUAUGCAAUCAACUCUGCUUUAAUCUAAGAGGAACUAAACUCCAGAGAACAGGCCUUGACAAAUACUAACCCAGGAGCUGGGACUUGAAGUAACACAUUAAGACUUCUAGAAUAAAUAAGGGGUAACAUGCUUCAAAAACCAUCUUUUAGGAACCUGGACUAGUAUAUAAUUGCCUUGGAGUCCAACUUAAGAUACAAAGGAAAAUAUGCAUUCACCCCUAAAAUGGCCAGUUAGGUGCGACAGUGUAAUAAAAGUUUAAAGUGCUAUAGAAAAAGGUGUCUGAAAAGCAGGCAGGUCAGGUAAAAUCCAAGUUCUGGCUAAGCAGACUAAAAUAAUAUCCAGGGAAAAGGAAAUGAACAUGGGUGUCUUUACUCAUGAACUAUAACAGGGCAGAAGUUAGAUUAAAAGUUUGAUAGCAAAUGUUUAGUAGCUUCUGGGUCUAGUGAACCUCAGUUUCAACUUUUUUUAGUUUUCCUAGGGAAUGUCAUCCAUGUCUAAGUCUUAGUAAAACUUAUUGAUGGCUUUUCGUGAUGCUCAGUAUUUUCAUAAAGUAAAAAACAUUUUCUUUAAAUAGUAUUAAGUUGAAAUCAUUUUAAAUUAUUGAGCCACUGUCCUGAUAAACUUUAAUAAUUUUUAAAAAUGGUACAGAUAAAAUGACAAUGAUAAACUGUACAAUAUUCACUACAUUAGGAUAAAUGUGUACAAAUGGGAGCUUUUCAAAAAGAAUGAAUCCCUAAGAUCAAUGCUUAGUUUUCAUUCAAUUUCAUGAUUAGCUGUAAGAUAUAGCAUAUGUGUUUUCCUAGUAAAAGACUACAUUUAUAGUUCCAUAUGCUAAGUUGAUUAGCGGAGGAGACAGGCGUUACAAAAUUACAGGACAAGACAUUCUAAAUUCAAAUAAGCAUUUUCACACGCAGAAAGAGUUCUUAAAUUAUAAUGAUUCAAAAGUACUUCUUACAGUCUAAAUUUGCCCACAGAAAUAGGAAGGUCCUUGAGCAGCUUGUUGAGUACUAGGAGUGCAUAUCCUUAAAAAGUUGGCGUAAGAGAAAUCAUUGUUAUUCAGUAUACAUUUAUUGAGCAUCUACCACAUACCAGGCACUAUUAACAGAUGAAAAGUACAUUGGUAAAGCUUAAAUUCAGAUUGGUCUUUAAAAAUGCUUCCCACCUGGCCCCCAAGACCACUAUAUCUUCUGAAGAGGUCUGUGUUUUAAGUAAGGGAGAAAUUUCACCUUCUUUAAAAAAUGCCCAGGUUAUAAAUGAUAAAGAAAAAAAAAAAA